AUGGCUAGCGCAAGAAGUUUGGUAGCCAAGGCAAACAAUACUAAUGUAGGCUCAUUAAUCUUAAUGGUCUUCGUGCUAUGUUCUUGCGUAGCUAAUGGUGAAUAUCUCGGUGGCCGUCGUGGCCUUGCCGCUGCUGCCGGCAACCCUACGGUCUUUGAUAUUACGAAAAACGGAGCAGUGGCAGAUGGUACCACCAAUUCUUUCAAGGCAUUUUUAGACACAUGGAUCCAAGUGUGUGCCAGUCCUGUACCAGCAACGCUACUUGUCCCUAAAGGAGAGUUCUUGACUGGUCCAGUGAUUUUUGCUGGUCCAUGCAAGAGCAAAGUGACCGUCGAAGUUCAAGGCACAAUUUUCGCUACACCAGCCGGAUAUGCAACUCCUGAAUGGUUCUUAUUCGAACAUGUUGAUAAUGUCGUCCUCACCGGACCCGGCACAUUCCACGGCAAAGGUGAAGACGUAUGGAAAGCAGAUGGCUGUGGCCAACAAGCCGUCUGCAAUCUUCCUCCAACGUCUCUAAAAUUUAGAAACAUCUUAAAUCUUGAUAUUUCGGGCAUUAGCUCGGUCAACGCAAAGGCCUUCCACAUGUUCUUGGUGAAAACUACGAAUGUCAAAGUCAACAACAUCAAGCUUAUUGCCCCUGCGGAAAGUCCUAACACCGAUGGUAUCCAUCUGAGCAAUGCGGUCAACGUUCACAUCAUUGACAGUGUAGUAGCGACAGGAGAUGACUGUAUAUCUGUUGGUCGUGGUUCCACCAAUGUAACCGUCGAACGCGUGAUUUGUGGCCCAGGACACGGCCUAAGUGUCGGUAGUCUUGGAAAGUAUCCCAACGAGGAGGACGUUAGCGGCAUUCACUUUAGGAACUGCACCAUGAAAGAUACCGACAAUGGUCUUAGAAUCAAGAGUUGGGGUGGCUCGUCUCCAAGCACGGCUGUGGACAUCACCUAUGAAGAUAUUAUUAUGACAAAUGUCAAGAACCCAAUCAUCAUUGACCAAAACUACGGCACAAGAGGCGGAGAUUCAAAUGUUGCCAUAAGCAAUGUGUUGUUCAAGAACGUAAGAGGAACAACAAUUACAAAAGAUGAAGUUCAGAUCAUGUGCAGCAAAUCAGUACCGUGCAAAGGAGUCAAUGUCGUUGACGUGAACUUGGACUACGUAGGAAGCCCAGGAGGACAUCCCUCGGCGUCAGGAGGUUUGGUCGGAGCUCUUUGUGACCACGCCAAUGUUGUCUUUGGUGGAAAACUUAGCUUCCCUUUGCCCAAAUAA
Molecule: messenger RNA, 1263 nt
Organism: Eruca vesicaria subsp. sativa (arugula)
Lineage: Eukaryota; Viridiplantae; Streptophyta; Magnoliopsida; Brassicales; Brassicaceae
Source: the annotation of a GenBank genome assembly